Thermothielavioides terrestris NRRL 8126 is the source of this 4354-nucleotide messenger RNA. RefSeq lists its product as uncharacterized. Lineage: Eukaryota; Fungi; Ascomycota; Sordariomycetes; Sordariales; Chaetomiaceae. The transcript is spliced from 2 exons. Gene Ontology annotation, molecular function: ATP hydrolysis activity; ATP binding. Gene Ontology annotation, cellular component: peroxisome; cytosol; peroxisomal membrane. Gene Ontology annotation, biological process: protein import into peroxisome matrix. Bases 194 to 3994 code for a protein of 1266 amino acids. The record is from RefSeq and is a predicted model, not a curated record.
ACAUGCGAGUUGCCGGCAAGCCGCCUCCCGUUCAGAGCUAGUGUACCUUGGGUUACCGUCGCCGAAGUUGUGCUGGCUGCGAAAGUGGGAUGUGGUUGAGCCAACUCUCCGUCCCUAUUGUAGAAAUGCUUGAUGCUUUUUGAAAGUACAUCACAACCACGCACACGCAAUUCCGGGUUCGCGCGAGCCUAAAAUGGCGCCGCGCAAGAGCGCGCAGUCGUCGGCUGCCGAGAUCGCGCUGGUACAUCUGCAGAAUUGUCUCGUCAACCUGCCGCCGUCGCUGGCAUCGCUGCUCGCGAACGUCAACACGCCCGCGCAAAAUGUCGUCGUCGAGCUCAACUACCGCGUGCCCGCUGCCCCUGGGGCGCCCAACGGCCCGGAGCCUGCCGCCUCGACCAAGUCCGUCUACGUUGGAUGGACCGGCAUGCCCAGCAAGCGAAGGCUUGCUCCGAUUGUCGGGAGAGACGGGAUCAGCGCAUCUCGCGGUGCCCGCGACCAGGAGGUGCCCCUUGUCGAGAUGGACGCUACCUUCGCAGCCACCCUGGGACUCAAGGACGGCCAGAAAGUCACGGCAACCAUCCACUUCGAUCCGCCUCUGGUCCACACCGUCCACAUCGAACCCCUGACGCCCGAGGACUGGGAGAUGAUUGAGCUGCACGGCACCUUCCUGGAGGACAACCUGCUGUUCCAGAUCCGCGCCGUGCCCAGUCCCGCCUUUGGUCCUACUCACCCCCUCACGCUGCACCUAUCCCAAACGUCAACUGCGAACAUAAAAGUCCUGUCGCUAGAGCCUGCUCCGCCCGCCGACACGCCUUUCGCCAAAAUCGCCCCCGACGCCGAGGCCGUUGUGGCGCCCAAGACGAGACAAAAACAGCGGAGUAACAGGGACAGUGGCAGCGUGGGCGGCGCAUCCAGGAAAAGCGGCAAAAGCUCGACAAGCACAGCCCGGAGAAAGAGUUCCCGGGAGGAGAAGAAGCCAGUGCUGUUCUUCAGGGGUAUUGACCGCAAGAACUGCCAGGACUGGUUUGACGGUGAGACGCCAAGCCAGGACCUCGCUGUCUGGGUCGAUCGCGAUCUGUUCUCCGCGAAGGAGUUAAAGGGAGUAAAAUGGGUCUCUGUCAGUGUUGUGCGGCCUGCCGGGCUUCAGCAGUCUCUCGGAUCUUCCGACCAGCCGCAAGAGGCGGAGCCUGCAGCAAUAGCGUCUACCAAGAUCGUUGCCCACCUCCAGCCGUGGGAUGAGCCACCGGAUGGACAGACGGCUGCGCUUUCCUCCCCCCUCUGCGCCGCACUCGGUUGCCAGUCGAUGGUUGGCGGCAUCGUGAAAAUCGAGCCGGCUCCGUCUCAGAUGCCCCGAAAGACGCCUGACCAGGAAGGCAUCUCGCGUGACUCGGUGCAAAAGCUCAAGAUUUUCCCCUUCCAGCCAUCCAAACCAGCGUCUCUGUCCGGCCUCAAGUUUGGCGGCCAGUCCAGGGCUGAAAAAGAAGAGGCGGCCAAUCAAAUCAAGCACAUCUACGGGCCCGGCGGAACCGGCCUGUUGCAGGGCCCCCUCACCGAUGGCCAAAUCCUGGGCGUCCAUGACGGGCUGGCAUGUCCCCGAGGCUGGGAAGGGGCUAUUGUAAGGUUCGAAACCCCCCACACUGCGUCUCAAGGUUCGGGGAAGAAGCCCCUGAACUGGAUUCUGGGUGCGGAUUGGAAAUUGCCCAUUGUGGUCCAACCGUCCGUGCCAAAACCCUCGUGGUUUUCCAAUUCCGAUGCCCAUCAGGUCCCGGACUCGCCCGACUCGCUCCUUGUUGGCAUCGACUCGCUGCUGGAGAGACUCAAGUCUCACCUCUCGCACAUGUCCUCGGUCCUCCUGACCGGCGGACAGGGCUCGGGCAAGACGUCGGUCGCGCAGUCGGUCGCUCGUGCCAUGCGCUCAUCCCAACUUUACCAUACGACGUAUUUCCCAUGCACCAAGCUGGUAAAUGAUGAAAGCAGGAUAUCCACCGUCAAGGAGACGCUGAAUCACCUGUUCAUGGCCGCCAGCUGGGGUGCGCGGCUCGGCGGUCGAGCCGUCGUUAUCUUGGAUGACUUGGAUCGGCUCUGCCCGGCCGAGACGGAGCUGCAGGUCGGCAACGAGAACGGCCGAAGUCGACAAAUCAGCGAAGCCAUACGUUGCAUGGUCAGACAGUACUGCGCCAGGGAUAGCAACGUCGUCCUGCUCGCCACAUGCCAGAGCAAGGACUCGCUGCAUAACGUCCUGGUCGGCGGCCACAUCGCCCGCGAGAUCGUCGACCUGGGUGCUCCCAAUAAGGAGACCAGGCGACGCAUCCUGGAAGCCCUGACGAAACAGGGCUCGGUUUCCCGAGAUGAAGCGGAACAUCUGGACGAUCAGGGUAGUCGCCCAACCACCGCCGACGGUAGUACCACCGGCGAUGAAGGCGGUGGCUGGAUGGACGGCCCAAGCCGCCCGAGUCGGAAGUCGCCUGGGAGCAAGCCGAGUGGAUUCAUCCUUGACGAUGACCUCGACUUUUUGGAUAUUGCUGGCCAGACGGAUGGCUACAUGCCGGGCGACUUAAUCCUGCUGGUCUCGAGAGCACGCAACGAGGCACUGGGCCGGAUUGUUGCGGAAUCCGCGAAUCCCGACAUAACCACCAUACACUUGAGCCACACCGACUUUGACAAGGCCCUCAAGGGCUUCACUCCGGCCUCGUUGCGGAACGUCACGCUGCAGAGUUCCACCACGACCUUCUCCUCUAUCGGAGGCCUGAAGGAAACCCGCCAAGUCCUCCUCGAAACGCUGCAGUACCCAACCAAGUACGCACCCAUAUUUGCCCAGUGUCCUCUCCGGCUACGCUCCGGUCUCCUGCUGUACGGCUACCCCGGCUGCGGCAAGACCCUCUUGGCCAGCGCCGUGGCGGGCGAGUGCGGUCUCAACUUCAUCAGCGUCAAGGGACCCGAGAUUCUCAACAAAUACAUUGGCGCGUCAGAGAAGAGCGUCAGAGACCUCUUUGAGCGCGCCCAAGCCGCCAAGCCGUGUGUCCUCUUCUUCGACGAGUUCGACUCCAUUGCCCCUAAGCGCGGCCACGACUCCACCGGCGUCACCGACAGGGUUGUCAACCAGUUGCUGACCCAGAUGGACGGCGCCGAGGGUCUUUCCGGAGUCUACGUCCUCGCCGCCACCUCUCGCCCGGACUUGAUUGAUCCCGCCCUGCUCAGACCGGGCCGUCUGGACAAGUCCCUGCUCUGCGACUUCCCCACGCUCGAAGACCGCCUCGACAUCAUCAGGGCGCUCGCCCAGAAGGUCAAAGUCGCCGACGAGAUUUGGGAGUCCGAUGAGCACGUGCUCGAGUUGGGCCGUCGCACCGAGGGGUUCUCCGGCGCCGACCUCCAGGCUCUCAUGUCCAACGCCCAGCUGGAAGCCAUCCACGACGUCCUCAACGACAGGGAGCAGCAGCACGCCGGCGUCAACUCCACCUCAUCCAACCGCCGUGGCGCCGUCGCUAUAAGGAAACCGGCGGCAUCCUCCUCCUCCUCGCCAUUAUCGAAGAACUUCGUGCAGUUCCGCUACGGCGAGGACGAGACGCCCUCCCCCGCAGCGGACACCACCGCCCCGCCGCGCACGCGCGCUGCGCAGCUCGCCGAGCAAGCCGCCAUUGCCGCCAAGCUGGAGAGCAUCAAACUCGCCCGCAAACGCGCCAAGCAAUUCCACAAGAACGCCUCGGCCGGCAGCGGCGGCGGCCUGCUCAACGGUAACAGAACUGCUGCUGGUGGUGGUGGUGCCUAUGGCGAAGGCGAGGGCGUCGUCGGUGCAGCAGCGGCCGGUAGCAACUCCGAGGUGGUCAUCCGCUGGACGCACCUCGCAAAGGCGCUGGAGGGCACGCGCGCGAGCAUCAGCGCGGAGGAGCGGGCGCGGCUGGCGCGCAUCUACAGGGAGUUCGUCGUCGGCCGGAGCGGGGAGAUGAGGGACGGCCAGGGGAGCAUGGAGAUUGGUGGGCGGAGCAGUCUCAUGUAGAAGUAGUUAUCUGUAUGCCGGCCUGGGUGAGGGGUGAGGGGAUAAGGCGUUCCGUGGAUGAAAGGGUAGAAACGCGCGUACAAUAGCCAUUGCACGUGGGAGUAAUGGGAUUUUGGAUGUGCAACUCUUGCUGCGUUCCGUGUCUCGUUUGGAUCUGAUCUGAUCUGAUCUGAUCUAGCCUGGUAUUACCUGCAUCCAAAGGGCAGCCACAGUGCUGUGUACCUUUUGUUGUUCUGCACACGCCAUCUCCCAACCUCCCAGUCAUCUCCCCAACUUCCUUCCCUCCUUGACCCAAAAUCUCAACCAACCAAACCAUCCAUCCCUACCCAGCACCCCCCACAACAGCACCACCCCCCCUCU